UCGCCGUUGAAGCAAGAGCCGCUGAGCCCCUCAAGAUCGUUCCCUAUUACAUGGAAUAUUUUUAAAAAGCUUUACAGUGCUAGAGUAUGUCGACAGCCCAUAGAUGGCAUGUACAUCGUACCAAGUGCAGAAGAUCAGUUUAGGUGGUUCGGUCUUCUAUUCGUUCGACGUGGGGUAUUUGGAGGUGGCAUUUUCCGAUUCAAUGUUAAAAUACCAUAUGAUUUUCCUAAUACAACAUCUCUGCCAGUGGUAAAAUUUGAUCUAUUCAUUUUUCAUCCAAAUAUCGAUCCUUUCCAUCGUCGGCCCGAUCUCAGCCGCUACUUCCCUGAAGGUUGGAAGAAGGACAAGCAUCAUAUCCAAAACGUCUUGCUAGUUGUACAACGUUUAUUUUUCUCAUUCGAUUUUGAGCCAGACUCAUGCGCAAAUCCAAGCGCUGCAAUAACAUGGCGCGAGGACAAGGAAAAAUCAAUGGCAAAGACCUGCGUGAAUCAAAGUCGCAUGGAGGUGUAUGAUGAACCCGAAGAUGCGAACGAUCCUAACUUUCUCCAAUACUUUCAACUAAUAACUGAAAUUUAUGCAAUCAUAAAAGGUCCUCUCGAAUGUUCCCUGCUUGGGAGAGGUGAGACUCGCAGUUCGCUGGGCAUUAUGCUUAAUGAAGUGUAA
This is a messenger RNA of Haemonchus placei, 663 nucleotides long. The record is from the annotation of a GenBank genome assembly. Lineage: Eukaryota; Metazoa; Nematoda; Chromadorea; Rhabditida; Trichostrongylidae.